This is a messenger RNA of Peromyscus californicus insignis, 2063 nucleotides long. RefSeq names its product zinc finger protein 286A (gene Znf286a). The coding region runs from base 334 to 1899 and encodes 521 amino acids. The transcript is spliced from 6 exons. Gene Ontology annotation, biological process: regulation of transcription by RNA polymerase II. Gene Ontology annotation, molecular function: RNA polymerase II cis-regulatory region sequence-specific DNA binding; DNA-binding transcription factor activity. The record is from RefSeq and is a predicted model, not a curated record. Lineage: Eukaryota; Metazoa; Chordata; Mammalia; Rodentia; Cricetidae.
UGGCUUGGUGGGAUGCUGCGGUGGUCCAGUGGUCGUUCCGCGCCAGGUGGGACUGGAGUUUGCAGUUCCUGAGCUUCGUCCCCUCCCCGCCCCACGCGCCGGCCGGGAUCGCUCUCUGCCGGACCCGGUGCAGACGGGAGCAGAGGGCGGAGUUGGGCGCGAGGCGCGGUUGUCGGUACCUACCUAUGCCAUCUCUCAGGUCCCACGUGAUCCGAGUGACGCUCUCCGCAGAGCUCAAGAGGGAAGAAGCCCUUCGAGGGCUCCGUGGACGACUAACUGCGAACCAGAGAAGAGCGGAACCUUAGGGACCUUGAAGAGGCGGUGAUUGUGGAGAUGGAUUUGGUUGAAGUGCCCCAGAAAAGAGCUCUGUCUUCCCAGGAUUCUCUUCUUUCCCAAGAGAAGAGUGCCGAAGGAGAAAUGGCCGCCCUGAGACUCACAGCCAAGUCCCAGGAGACCGUGACAUUCAAGGAUGUGGCCAUGGACUUGACACCAGAGGAAUGGGGACAACUGGAUCCUGCACACAGGGACGUGAUGCUGGAGAACUACAGGAGCCUGGUCUCACUUUGGCUUCCCAUUUCCAAACCUGAGGACUAUAAUUUGGACGCUGGAAAAGAACUACUGGAGCUUGAGGAAAACCCUCCCAAAUGCAGUUACUCAGAUGUGGAAACUAGACCUGAGAGACCUGAGAGCGAGGAUUCAACUUCAGUGCAAGACUUUUCCACAGAAGACACAUACCAGGUUACAAGAGCAGAAAAACUGACAGAAAAUGCUGUGUAUGACUCCAGCUUGGAAACAGCUCACAAUUGUGAGCAUUGGUUAGAGCAUCAGCAAGGAAAUCAGGAAAAGCACUUAAGACAAAUGCUCCCUCACAUGAACUCCCUCCCUGUGGAAAAAGAUAGUGAACAUGAUAUAUAUUGGGACAAUUGCAAUCAGAAACCACUCCUUAUGACUGAUGAGAGAGUUCCCAAAGGAUCCUAUGACUUUCAUACACUUGGGAAAAGAUUGAAGCAGAAAUCAAACUUAAUGAAAAAGCAGAGACGUUAUAAAGAGAAAAAACCUCAUAAAUGUGAUGACUGUGGUGAACUCUUCACUUACCAUUCAGUGCUUAUUCGACACCAGCGAGUCCAUACUGGAGAGAAACCCUAUACCUGCAGUGAAUGUGGGAAAUCCUUCAGCCACAGAGCCAAUUUAACUAAACACCAGAGAACUCAUACUAGAAUUCUCUUCGAGUGUAGUGAAUGCAAGAAAACCUUCAUAGAAAGUUCAUCCCUUGCUAUACAUCAAAGAAUUCACAUUGGAGAGAGACCUUAUGAAUGCAGUGAGUGUGGGAAAGGUUUUAACCGAAGUACACAUCUUGCACAGCAUCAGUUGAUUCAUACUGGGGUGAAGCCUUAUGAAUGUAAUGAAUGUGAUAAAGCUUUCAUUCACUCAUCAGCACUCAUUAAACAUCAACGAACUCAUACUGGAGAGAAACCCUAUAAAUGUCAGGAAUGUGGGAAGGCCUUUAGCCAUUGCUCAUCCCUUACUAAGCACCAGAGAGUUCAUACCGGAGAAAAGCCAUAUGAGUGUAGCGAAUGUGGAAAAACUUUUAGUCAGAGCACACACCUUGUUCAGCACCAGAGAAUUCACACUGGAGAAAAGCCUUAUGAAUGUAAUGAAUGUGGGAAAACAUUUAGCCGGAGCUCAAAUUUUGCUAAACAUCAAAGAAUUCAUAUUGGAAAGAAACCCUACAAGUGUGGUGAGUGUGGUAAAGCCUUCAUCCAUUCAUCAGCGCUUAUUCAACACCAGAGAACUCAUACUGGAGAGAAACCUUUUAGAUGUAAUGACUGUGGGAAGAGCUUUAAAUGCAGCUCAUCCCUCAUCCGACAUCAAAGAGUUCACACUGAAGAGCAACCCUGAAAACGUACUGAGUAUUAAGAAAUGGAAGUUGGCUUUAUCACUGUGUUUAAUAUUUGAAUGUUUAAAUAGAAGGUACCUAAUGGGACCCUCAAGAGCAUUUGUAUAUGUAUAUGAUUUCACUUGUCUGGUGUAUAACUUUGAACAACAGGUAAUGAAAACCUCUG